GAGAAAAUGGAAUCAAGUUCGGUCCAUCACUCUCUAAGUAGCUUCGUGGGUUACGCCCUCACCAGACCAAUUCCAACACGGUGUAUUCACCUUUAUCCAGCCAUCCAAACACCCCUUAAACCCUCCGCUGUGUUACUAAUUGAAUAAUCCUUUGUACCAAAGGCAGCUUUUCGGAGAUCUCAAGGGACUAAACCCUCGACGUCUCCGUAGCCCCAUUUAACCUUUCUUUUCUCCACUCUGCAAUACACCCCUAAUUCUUUUUUCUAGGUUUAGUUCACUGAUUGAGAGAGAGAGAGAUAGAUACAUAGAGAUUUGUAGACAGAGAAAGAAGUAGAAAUUAAAGAGAGAGUGAGUGAGAUAUGACGAGCCUUUCUUCAUCUACUAUGGGUGCUCGUUCGUAUGGUCCUUCAUCGUCAUCAGCUUGUUCAAAUUUAUCUCCCAUGAGUGGGCAUCAUCAUUAUCAUCAGUGCGUAGCUAUUUCGUCGAUUUCUCCAAAGCGUUAUGGCCCCAGAAAGGUUUCUAUGCAAUCCAACCGAUGCCUAUUUUCAAACGUGAUUCGCAUGCAAGAUGGGGUUGUAGGUGAUGUAGCCACAACAGUGACCCCUUCAGAAAAUGAAACUCCUUUCAAGAAUUUGAAAGAUGGGUUUUUGUCAGUUACACCUCCAGAGGAAGGCAUAGAUGCAGCUGGCUUUAACAUCAAUGAAGGUAAGUCCACUGUCAGUAUUACUGUGGUUGGAGCCUCAGGGGACCUUGCGAAGAAGAAAAUAUUUCCUGCACUUUUUGCCCUUUAUUACGAGGGUUGCCUUCCUGAGCACUUCACUAUCUUUGGUUAUGCCCGGAGUAAGAUGACUGAUGCUGAACUUAGAAACAUGGUUAGUAGGACCCUAACUUGCAGGAUUGAUAAGAGGGAGAACUGUGAUGAAAAAAUGGAACAGUUCCUAAAAAGAUGUUUCUACCUUUCGGGGCAAUAUGAUUCUCAGGAAAAUUUUGCAGAUCUUGACAGAAAACUGAAGGAACAUGAGGCUGGAAGGGUUUCUAAUCGCCUUUUCUACUUAUCAGUCCCACCAAAUAUAUUCAUAGAUGCUGUAAGAUGUGCAAGCCUCUCUGCAUCCUCUGCUAAUGGUUGGACAAGGGUCAUUGUUGAGAAACCCUUUGGUCGGGAUUCCGAUUCAUCUGCUGCCUUGACGAGAGCUCUCAAGCAGUACUUAGAUGAAGAUCAAAUUUUCAGAAUUGACCACUAUCUGGGGAAAGAGCUAGUGGAGAAUCUUUCUGUCCUUCGCUUCUCCAACCUCAUUUUUGAACCCUUGUGGUCAAGGCAGUAUAUUAGGAAUGUACAAUUGAUAUUCUCUGAAGAUUUUGGCACUGAAGGACGGGGAGGAUAUUUUGACAAUUAUGGGAUAAUUAGAGACAUAAUGCAAAACCAUCUGCUUCAAAUACUGGCGCUUUUUGCCAUGGAAACUCCUGUCAGUUUGGAUGCAGAAGAUAUCAGAAAUGAAAAGGUCAAAGUCUUACGGUCCAUGAGGCCUUUACAACUUGAAGACGUGGCCAUCGCGCAGUAUAAGAGCCACACCAGAGGAGGUGUUACCUACCCAGCUUAUAAAGAUGACAAGGCUGUACCCAAAGACAGCCUAACUCCCACUUUUGCUGCAGCUGCUUUUUUCAUAGAUAACGCAAGAUGGGAUGGGGUGCCUUUUCUAAUGAAAGCUGGAAAAGCUUUACAUAAUAGGAGGACUGAGAUACGAGUACAGUUUAGACACGUGCCUGGGAAUUUAUAUAAGCGGAAUAUUGGGACAGACCUCGACCUAGCAACAAAUGAGCUUGUCAUCCGCGUGCAGCCAGACGAAGCUAUUUAUCUGAAGAUCAAUAACAAGGUCCCUGGUUUGGGUAUGCGAUUGGACCGCAGUAAUCUCAAUCUUCUAUACUCAGCAAGAUACUCGAAGGAGAUUCCCGAUGCAUAUGAGAGACUUCUUCUUGAUGCUAUUGAGGGUGAAAGGAGACUUUUUAUCCGAAGUGAUGAACUUGAUGCCGCUUGGUCGCUGUUCACACCUGUAUUGAAAGAGCUGGAAGAGAAGAAAAUAGUUCCCGAGUAUUAUCCAUAUGGAAGUCGUGGUCCUGUUGGGGCCCACUAUCUUGCAGCCAGAUACAAGGUUCGAUGGGGUGAUCUUGAGGUUGACCAAUAAUUUUGAGAUUGAUUUGACAUUGCUAUCAGAUUUGCGGAGUUGCGGAGGGAGUGACUAAUUGGUCUUGAUUCUACUUGUUGGGGUGCACCUAGUUGUUAUGCCAUCGACGUCUUGAGAUGGAGGUGUGGAAAGUUUGAAGUUACUUAAUCACUGGUGAAUUAGUGUGGAAUGGUAGUGGUGCAAAAAAAUAGAUAUCAGCAGGGAAGAUCGAGGCAAAGUCCUGAUUUUUUUUAUUUUUCAUCUUCAUACUGUAUACCUUUAAUUUUAGACUCAAAUAAAGUAGUCCAGAGGCAUUGCUUCACUGCCCACAUCAAGUUGCAAGGGAUUGGGGACCUGGACCUGCAUGGACACUAGUUGAGCUGUGCAUUUGAUAGUUGGACACUUGUUUUAGUGCAGCAUUUUAUGGCAUUUGGUUGUAACAUAGUUCUUACAAAAUUGAUUCAUGGUAGUUGGGUUUGGGACAUAAUGUUCAGAUUGACGAAUAUUUGUUUAGGAUGAUUUUGACUA
Ilex paraguariensis (yerba mate) is the source of this 2687-nucleotide messenger RNA. The record is from the annotation of a GenBank genome assembly. Lineage: Eukaryota; Viridiplantae; Streptophyta; Magnoliopsida; Aquifoliales; Aquifoliaceae.